AUGAAGAUUGACAUUGAAAUUAAUGGAGAACCUGUGGAUCUUCAUAUGAAGUUGGGAGACAAUGGCGAAGCCUUCUUUGUACAGCCAGCAGAACAAGAAGAGGAGCAUGUUCCUGCACGUCUGGUUACGUCUCCCAUCACUACUGAUAUAGAGCCAUUCAGAAAAGAGGAAUCCCAUCAGUUAAUCCAGAGAGAGGGAAAAUUAGAUCAGAGCACAGAAAAUUUCCCAACUAUAGAGUCUGAGACUAUGCCAUCUACUGCAAGCUCUGGGAAGAAAAAGAAAAGAAGAAAAAGGAAACACAAACAAGAUGUUAGGAAGGAAGACCAGGUUCAUGUAUCUGGAAGUGAGGAGAUGCUUGAAAUGAGCUCUGAUGAAGAACAAACCGUGCAUCAUACAAGGUCUUGUUCCACAUUCAAGGAAGAGUAUGAAACCAUGACUUUUCAUACUAGAGAUGACUACCCUCUGUCUGAUGGAGACUGGACUUCUGUAAAAAUCUCCUGCUUGGAGCCUUUGUCACCUAAGAGUGAUUCAGAGCUUGAAGUAAAACCUGAUGAGAGCCUGAUGAGAGCUGAGACCCACAUGCAGUGGGCUUGGGGUGGAUUUCCUGAAUCAACCUUGGUGAGCCGGAAAGAAAAGCAUGAAUACCCCAAAAUGGUUGCUAUUGCUCCUUCUGAACAUACUCAUUUCAGAGUUAUUCAUGACUCAGAAGCAUUGGAAAAUCAAUCUGGAAAUACCACAAUUGAAGAGACUGCUCAUGUAGUAAUAAAACCAGAGCCAAGGCCUCAUUCUGUGAACUUGGAUAUGAUGUACCUAAGUGAUUCUGUAACUACAGCAGUAAAAACUGAGUCUCUCGAUCAGGUUGAUUCACUUUCAGUCACUGUUGAGAGUUACGAGAACAUGGGUGCAGUAUCAGAGCUACAGCCUGAUUCCAAACUGGACUUGUCUCUUGAUACAAAAACGGAUCUGAUGCCUAAUGAACAAGUAGUUUCACCACUGGAUACCAAAACAGACUUCCCACAAGAUGCAAAAACAGAUAUUUUGCCAGAUGCCAAAAAAGACUCCCCUUCCAAGAAAAAAGGUGUACGUAAAAGAAGCCAACAUCAAGGUCCUGGUGACAUCUACUUAGAUGACCUGAACGUGUUGGAUCCCAACGUUGUGGCACUUUACUUCCCUAAAAGUGAGUGUGAUCCCAGUUCCAGGCUAUGGCAUGAGUCUGAAACCCGCUCAGGAUCUCAGUCACCACAGUCUGUGGAGAGUGCUGCUGCUGACAGUGGUACAGAAUGUUUGUCUGACUCGCCUAAUGACCAGCCAGAUGUUACUCUCUCUCUUUAUGGUGGACUUGGUGAGAACACAGAGAUCGAUAAAGACAAGUUCAUGAAACACGUUGUAACAUACAGUGACUUUGCUGCUAAUCCAGGAAUUAUAGACAACCCUAACCUGGUUGUGAAGAUCGACAACAGGUAUUAUAAUUGGACAUUGGCAGCUCCUAUGAUUCUUAGUUUACAAGCAUUUCAAAAGAGCUUACCAAAGGCCACAGUAGAAUCUUGGGUUAAAGAAAAAAUGCCAAAGAAAACUGGGAGAUGGUGGUUCUGGCGCAAGAGGGAAAACAUGGCCACUCAGGAGGUUAUGGAGCUAGCUGAAAGGUAUUUACAGAAUAUGUAUGAAAAACUUAUCGAGGGUGUAUGGAAAGUAAAGAUGAUGAAUCAGGAGGUAGUGGAAGAAAUUGAAAAACGCGAGGAAGGAGUUAAAAAAUGCUAUGAAGGAAGGUUGGAAGGAGAGGAUACUUCUAGUGAUGAAGAUUCCAAGGAACUGAAAGAGUGCAGUAAGACUGAUUCUACUCAGACAGACCAUCCAGGGUGUGCAGGCAUAGCUACUUACAAAAAGUCUCUUCGAUUGACUUCAGAGCAGAUUGCCAAACUUGGAUUAAAAGAUGGUCCUAAUGAUGUUAUGUUUAGUAUUACUACCCAAUAUCAGGGUACGUGUCGCUGUGAGGGAACUAUCUAUCUGUGGAACUGGAAUGACAAAGUCAUAAUUUCAGAUAUAGAUGGGACAAUAACCAAGUCUGAUGCUUUAGGCCAAAUCCUUCCUCAGCUUGGCAAAGACUGGACACAUGAGGGUAUUGCCAAACUUUAUCACUCUAUACAUGAAAAUGGCUACAAAUUUCUUUAUUGUUCUGCUCGUGCUAUUGGAAUGGCAGACAUGACAAGAGGAUAUUUACACUGGGUUAAUGAUCGUGGAACAAUCCUGCCUAGAGGACCCUUAUUGCUGUCUCCUAGUAGUCUCUUCUCUGCUUUCCACAGAGAGGUUAUAGAGAAGAAACCGGAAAAGUUUAAAAUUGAGUGUUUAAAUGAUAUAAGGAACCUUUUUAAUCCAUCAAACCAGCCCUUUUACGCAGCCUUUGGAAACAGGCCAAAUGAUGUUUUUGCCUAUAAACAAGUUGGUGUCUCGGACUGCAGGAUAUUUACAGUGAAUCCAAAAGGAGAAUUAAUACAAGAAAAAGCAAAAGGCAACAAAUCUUCGUAUUCUAGGUUAAGUGAGCUUGUUGAACAUGUUUUCCCGCUCCUUCACAAGGAACACAAUUCUGCUUUUGAAUGUCCUGAGUAUAGUUCCUUUUGCUAUUGGCGAAAUCCACUUCCUCAGUUGGAUGAGCAAGACUUGGCAUGCUUGCCAUGAUUGAUAGAGUUUAAGUACUAUCAAAGCUGUUCUGAGAACAUUCAUCACCAGUGAUAACUGUGGGAGAAUAUGGGAAGAACACCAACAUCAUCUUGUUUAACUGAAGUACUUAAAGCCUAUUCAUGCUUCAGCAGUGUAUUUUCAUUGGAGCAGAUUCUUUGCCAUAUCAUCUUGAUUAUCUCCAAACACAGGUAUGGUGGGUAGGCAGAAGUGGUCAACCACUGUGCCUAGAUAACAUUUCUUACAAGUUCCAUACCCACCAUUUGAGCCAAGCCUGCUGAAAUAGUAUCUACCUCAGCCAGUCUUUUUUCCUUGUGUAAAACUUAAUUUUUACUUGCCUUGUUAUGUUUAAAUGUUUACUUAAUGCUUGUCUGCAAGUGACGUACCUUUAUUUGAUCCUUUUGCACUGAUUUAUGUAGAUGAAGUAUAAAGAAAAUUGUAGAUGAGCAACUGUUUGAGACGGGGGUCAGAUAGUGCUGUUUUUCUGUAUGUCUGCUUUACAGAGAGAGAGAGAGAAUUGUGAAAUGUAAAUUAGUUGAAUUAUGGAUUUUUUUUAAAUAUAUUUUUCUAGAGUCUUCCAGUAUUUGCCCUUUUAGUUCAAAGUUUAAAGAACAUGCAGAUAGUACCCGAGUCUCUUAAACAUGUUUGUUUGCUUGUUCAGUACUUGCAUAGUAAUCAUUUUAUUGCCCAAUGAAGUUAAUUCAUUGUUGCUAACAAUAUAUUUUAUUAUAAGCAGUAAACAUUCCUUCUUUGCUAUUUUACAAACAUAGCUCAGAGCAUUCAUCUCUUCCAUUAUUCAAGCUGCAGCAUUAUAUAAACAGGAUGAUUUUACAAGAAAUUUGCAGAAUUCCUAGAAUGCCCUUUGUUAAUAACACAAUGAGACACCAUACACCUGGCACAUGAUGUAGUAGGGGACAGUUUCUGCAUUUCAGUUUCAAAUGCUGUUACAGUGGGGACCCCUUUAUAUACACAACUGCCUUUACAAACUAGAGUCUGACACGUCAGAGAUUGCGUCUUUCAUGGCAUAGCAGCAAACUUGGUGUGUUUUGUUACUGGGUAUUAUAAACAGGUGAGGAGAAAUUAUUAUAAUGUGAUUAAAAUAAGAUCUGCUAUUGAUCCAGGAUUAACUUUAGCAGUCACCUAGGCUGUAAUCAAGGUUUAAGUCUAUAUUGUUGACAUUUUAAGGAACUUUGGUAACACCUUGUUUACAUGCCUUUUAGAUAGCUUUUUAAAGUUUGAAUUGUACGUUUCCAUUUGCAUAAAUUCAACAUGCAUUUUGUUUCAAUUAAAAUUUUCUCAGCAUUGUUUAGAGUCCUUUUUAUAAAAGUUAUGAUAUUGUGGUGGCUUACAGUCAGCUUGAUUUACUACUAAACAUCCUUAGCCAGUGAUAUGGUAAACUGUAACACUUGAGCUCACUAUACGGACAGCAUGGCUAGGUCAGGUAAGCAGUAAUUCAUUUAACAUGUUAUAUCUUUUUUCAGUUGUUCCAAAUUUUUAUCACUUUGUGGAGUAGAUGUAAUAAUAAUAAUAAGGUGUUAUUUUUUAAGUCUGUUCCAGAGCAGCGGUAUCCUCUGAGAGUGAUGCCUGUUCCUCCAAGCCAUUCCGUUGAUGCUGUAGAAGAGGUUUAGUUCACUAGACCAAGUAGUUCUGAUGCCAUUUGACUUGAUAAUGUGUGGCAGAUCCAUCAUUAUUGGGUCAGAAGAUGCCUUGCAUGCCAAACACAGAUCAUCUCUUAAGCCUUUAGGGAUACUGAGUAUAGUGACAGGCCUUUUAGUCAGACAAUGUAGGACAUAUUGUUUAGUAAAACAAUAUUCCUGAGUUCUACAGACUUCUAAAGAAUUGGUGGGAGUCCAUUUGUAAAGCUUGACAUGUAUAGAAUGCUAAGGGCAAGAUGUGCAUCUGUGUUUGUACUUUUAUUGGAAAGGUCCAAUAAGGUUUUUAAUCUGUUUAGAAAAGCAUUGGGGCUUUUUAUUAUUUCCUCAGGGAUAGUGUCACUAGUUUCUUGUCUAGUAGAAGCAAUCCAAAUAUGUAAACAUUUAAAGGUGCUAUGGCCCCAUAAAUAAGGUUGCAUAUCUUGUCUGAAAUUAUAGAUGAUGCUGUCAUUUUACUUUGGUUAAUCUUCUGUCCCGAUAUUUUCAUAUCACUUCUAAUAUAGUAAACAUCCUUGAGAUGAUCCCCUUUUUGGCUGCACUGAAUAUGUUAUAAGCUCAUCCAUAAACAUUAUAUUUUUACAUAUUCUUUUUGUCCUUUACGAUAUAGAAGAUUUUCUCAGAUGUUGCACCUGGCCAUUUUUCUUUUUUGUUUAAAAAAAAAAAAGUACAGUGCAUCUGAAAUAGUGUUCAUAACUCUGUCGCAGAAUGUUUAUAUUUGAAUCAGUAGUGUCGGUAUUCCAUGUGCACAUUUUAGAUGUAAGAUAAACGAUUACCUGCAGUUGGGAAGAACUGAACAUCUAAUAAUGGCAGUCUUACUAUUUGAAAGAGAAUGACGCCAUCUCUUGUGAAAUCCAGGGGCAUAUAUUCAUAAUUGGACUUUGUUUCAGAAUCUGCAGAUAAUGCUGUUAGCAUAUACCUCUUGUAUUUAAUUGAAAACACAGAUAGGUUUAACAUGCGCAAUAUCCCCAGUCAACACUACGAUAAAUAGUCUGCCUUACUUUAUGCAUAUGUAGUUUGCCUGUAAUGAGAAUCGGUUGGUAGCCCUCCCUGGAGGUGUUAAACCUUUGAUGUUCCGCUAGAUGUUUAUAUCAUGGUUGAGCAACCUGUAAUUGAAGUAGAUACACUUUUCUAAUACUAGCGCUGUGGCAAAGAGGGACAAAGUCCUAACUGCAGCCCAGGUGACCCAUGUUCAAUUAGUGGCUUAGGCUUAUAAGGCACUUGCAAGAGAGGAUGGGCAUGCCUAAUAAUGGUGGAGGGGUAUAUUUACAAUGACACAUCUUUGUGAUUGAUCUCCAGUAGAGGAUGAGGAUGCAUAGGGGGAGUCCUCUUCAGAGAGGCAGAGCAUUAGUUGAGUCACUGUGUAGGCAAGACAGCAUGCCUUUGCACCUCCAUCCAAGACAGUAUUAUGUGCACUGGGGUGGCAACUUAUGGCAUAACAAAAACAAAAAAAAAAACUCUUCAGCCUCAUACAUUAACGCUGCCCCUAGAAGACUCAUCUCCUCACUGGCCCUGAAUUAGAUCAGUAAAAUUGUGGAGAGGUUUGCUGGGUUUGAUAGACCCAAAGAAAAAAGAGAAGCUCUCAGGGCAGCUGAUGUUUAGCUGCAGUUGGGAGAGGAGGUCAAAACAAAUUAGAAUAGCAUUUUUUUUUUGUUUGUUUUUUAACAAAAACUGUUGUAAAGUGGGAAGAUAUUACAAAAAGCAAAUUCUCAGGAUGUCAUUACAAAUGGAAAGCAUUGUUUUUCUUUGCCGUCAGGCCUCGCUCAGCCUAUGCCUGCUAUUCUCUUAUUGGUGACCAUUGCAGGUCAUUGUCAUGCGUCUUCCACUUCCUCAGUCAGUAUUAUCUUUCUGUAGGCUACCUAUAACAGGCUUUUAAGUGGGGUUUUCUAGGUGGUGUGUUGGAGGAUGCUGGGCCAGCAUUCAUGUUUUUAGAGUUUAUCCUUUUGUUAAUUUUAGCUGCACCAGGAAUCCCAGUGUUAAUAUUAUAUUCCACAGUCUCCAAAGAAAGGCAGCUUCAUCCUGUUCCUCACCACAGCAUUGACCUGUUCUGAAACUUGGAUCAUGAGUAGCACAGAUGGUCAACCUUAUCUGUGCAGCAGCUGACUGCAUUGUAACAGCUACUGAUUUGUAACUUGUAGCAGAUAGUGGGAUGGAGCUGAUAUUUGAAACAAGCCCCAUAGCUGCAUGAAUGUGCUUAAUAAGGCAUUCAUUUAGAAAAUUCAUUUUUCAUAAUUUAUUUAGCCACCUGUGAUUUCUUUAACUGAACUAGAGCUGAAUUUAUUGUGGCCUGAAUUAAAUUUGGUGCCAGCACCUCUGCACUCUCCCUCUCUUCCUGUAUGCUUACUGUGUCUUCUAAAGAAUGCCCAUGCUCCACAUUUACUGUGUGUUGCUGUUCUAGCUAGUCAACAUUUCUAUCUUUUUAAGCAUUCUUUGGGUGGAGCUCUUGGAUACUAUUUUUUUUUUCUUGUCACCUUUAGUUUUUCUUUCUCUCUCCUUCAUGAAAUGUAUAACAGUAUAUAACAUUGACUUAAUCUGGACAGCUGUUUACGAUGUAUUCCAGUCACAUAUAGGGAAAUGAGCUUGUAUUUUUGUAACAGUCAACAAAAUAUAAAUAUAUAUUUUUAUCACUUUAUGUUGUGUAUGUAAAGCUACCACAUGGAUCCUGAAUUAUCAUUAAGUGAAAAAGUUUCACCUUAAAAAUACCACUUCUCUUUAUUACAAGUCUAAUCCAGUAAUCAUAACAGAAAAAAAAGGGAUCUUAAAGCCAGAUUAAUUUCGGUCUGUAGUAAGAAUAUUUUAUUUGCACAUACUGCUUCUUCCCAGCAUUCCAGUAAACCCCUUACUAGUUUACAGGUAGUCCAGAGCCCAUUAUGUCUUGUGACAAGUUGUUUGAGAUUCUACAGACUACCUUCCCCAGUCACUCCCAUCAGGGAAAUCUUUACUUUCCUGGUGUAAUCCAUAUCCUGUUGUUUUUCACCUUGUCUUUCUACACAUCUAACAAUGCUUGCUACCUCCUCAAAUCCACAAUACAUAGUUUCAAACAUGACCCUUUUUAAAUAAGCUUAUCUCUUUUGAAGUGGUUUACUGAGAAAAUUUAAUCCUGGAAUGUAAUUUACUGUGGAUAUAAUUUUAGUCUUGCUUUAGAGAAUAUAUAUCUAAUCAGUAAAUAAAGCACACACAUUUAUUUCUUGUCCUCAGACUUGUCCCAUGUAGGGAAUGGCCCUUAAACCAUUACUUCUUGAUAGUCAUCCGCACACACUAAUUUCCAAUGCAUACAUUUUAAAACAUCACUUUCAUAGGUAAGUACUAGGCUAGCUGCCCUUGAAGGCCAUUUUAAAUUUAGCCAGCUUCCUUCAAAGGUGAGAAUCAAAUGUAUAGUCUAUCUGAGGUAAACACCUUAACCAUUAUGCCAACCCCCAAACCACUUUCCAGACAAACCACAGUUUACAUCAGAUCAUGUGUUGUAUGUUCACACUUCCUUCGAGAAAUGUCCAGGUCCACCAUCAGCAGAAACAAGGGGCUUUGACCUAUGUGUAAAAGUGGAAAAAAAAAUUCAGGUCUCAGUUGGAAGACUGAUUGUAUCAUUUACUAAUGUUUUAACAUCAUGCAGUCUUGCUAAAGAGCCGGGAACUUAAGUGACCUCCAGUAAAUAUACCUUCAUUAAUGUGGACCUUACCCUUAUCACUUAAACACACUUGAUCAAACCAGUUUGAUAUCAGACUAUUACUUGUAAACUGUGACCCCCCCCCC
This is a messenger RNA of Protopterus annectens (West African lungfish), 8072 nucleotides long. It is a transcript of the gene LPIN2, whose product is annotated as lipin 2. Gene Ontology annotation, cellular component: cytosol; nucleus; endoplasmic reticulum membrane. Gene Ontology annotation, molecular function: phosphatidate phosphatase activity; transcription coactivator activity. The coding region runs from base 1 to 2673 and encodes 890 amino acids. The record is from RefSeq and is a predicted model, not a curated record. The transcript has 19 exons. Lineage: Eukaryota; Metazoa; Chordata; Ceratodontiformes; Protopteridae. Gene Ontology annotation, biological process: triglyceride biosynthetic process; cellular response to insulin stimulus; fatty acid catabolic process.